AACCCCGACCGACUUUCUGGCUACAGCUUUUCAAAAGAAGGAAGUCAAGAUGAAGAACCGUUUGCUUCUCUGGGGCGUCCUGGCCAUUUUUGUUAAGGCUGUUCUUGUCACAGGUGAUGAGGAAAGCACUGUCCUGGUCGACAACAAAUGCAAGUGCGUCCGCGUCACGUCCAAGAUCGUCCCUGACCCCAACAACCCCAACUGCACCAUUGUGGAGAGGAACAUCCGGAUUGUCGUUCCUCUGAACACCAGGGAGAACAUCACAGACCCCACUUCACCAUUGAGAACCAAAUUCGAGUAUAAUUUGGCUGACAUCUGUAAAAAAUGUGACCCUACCGAAGUGGAGCUGCAUCACCAGGUGUUCACCGCCAGCCAGAGCACCAUGUGUGAAGAAGACGGCUAUUCUGAGACCUGCUACACGUAUGACAGGAACAAGUGCUACUCGACUCUGGUCCCAAUUUAUCACAGGGGAGAGAUCAAGAUGGUGAAAGCAGCUCUGACCCCGGAGUCCUGCUACCCUGACUAACUCAGGGCAGCCUGCACCACGGCCAGCUCCCGAAAUGCUCUCCAUUUGGAUCUAGAAUGUUGAUAAAUUUGCUACCAAUGAAUUGGAAAACAAAGUGUACAUAUAUAUAUUUGGAUGUCCUAAAGCUUUAUCAUUCUCCUCAAGGAAAGUGAAUAAGUAACCGUAUCAUCUUUACCAGUUAACUGUUGGUCAACUGCAUGUCUGCACUCACACGCAUUGUGAUGCAACCGUUUCAUGCCUGAAAGGGUAUUCCUCUUUCAGAAGAUCGUUUCUAGCAUUUCAAAACAUAGACAAAGGGAGAAACUAAAACUAAAAAAAACUCACGAUAAACAAAAUAAAAUCUUGCAAUCACACCCCCCUUUCUUUUCCUGCCUUCGCCUUGGAGAGCCAGAGCUUUGCACGUUCCGUACUCUUCUCUUUGAAGUUUCACUGUGUAGAGGACAUGUAUGUGUGAUCAUAGGUCUGUGAUUCGCCUUUUUGAGAAAAAGAAAUAGUUGAAAACUGUGCUGUGGAGCUAUUUGUAAAAAAUAAUUUAAGAUGAGAUCAGGGAUGUUCAUAAUUUAAUGCAUGAUUAAAAAUGAUAUUUUGACAUAGCAUGCAGACUUGGCAGCAGAUGGUACAAAUUUUAUUUUUCGGUAAUGAUGUUACUGUAAGACAUUCCUAUUGGAAAUCAUCUCUUGUAACUGAAUCUAAAUAUGUGUUUCACAGUAUGUAUUCUCUAGCACAGCUGAACAAUUAAAUAGAUUUAUAAGCAUA
Molecule: messenger RNA, 1282 nt
Organism: Ochotona curzoniae (black-lipped pika)
Lineage: Eukaryota; Metazoa; Chordata; Mammalia; Lagomorpha; Ochotonidae
Gene: JCHAIN
Product: joining chain of multimeric IgA and IgM
Exons: 4
Coding region: 50-526 (158 amino acids)
Biological process (GO): humoral immune response
Cellular component (GO): pentameric IgM immunoglobulin complex
Molecular function (GO): immunoglobulin receptor binding
Source: RefSeq, a predicted model, not a curated record